Messenger RNA from Danio aesculapii, 2399 nucleotides. It is a transcript of the gene sec14l1, whose product is annotated as SEC14-like protein 1. Gene Ontology annotation, cellular component: cytoplasm; cytosol. Gene Ontology annotation, biological process: negative regulation of RIG-I signaling pathway. Lineage: Eukaryota; Metazoa; Chordata; Actinopteri; Cypriniformes; Danionidae. The record is from RefSeq and is a predicted model, not a curated record. Gene Ontology annotation, molecular function: RIG-I binding. The transcript has 16 exons. The coding region runs from base 165 to 2246 and encodes 693 amino acids.
UUAUGUAACCUCAUCUGACACAACGCACAGCUUGUACUUCCUGAUCAGCAUGAAGCAGAAAAACUAAAGCAAACGCGUCUGGAUACUUACUUCUUCCCUACAGACUUCGUCGGGACUCGUUUUAGCUCCAUUCUCUGCAACUUUUACUCCAAAGAGUUUCAGAGAUGGUGCAGAAAUACCAGUCCCCCGUGAGGGUCUACAAAUACCCCUUUGAGUUAAUAAUGGCGGCCUAUGACCGUCGAUUCCCGACCUGCCCUCUGAUCCCCAUGUUUGUGAAGAGUGACAUCAUCAACGAGAAUCACAGUGAGGACGGGGCCGAGCUGGUCAUUGAACGCAGGUGUACUGUGGACGUUGAAGCCCCUCGGUUACUAAAGAGGAUAGCAGGAGUGGACUACAUGUACUUCAUCCAGAAGAACUCUCUCAACCGUAGAGAGAGAACCUUACACAUCGAGGCCUACAACGAGUCUUUCUCCAGCAGAGUCAACGUCUAUGAACACUGCUGCUACACGGUUCAUCCCGAGAAUGAAGACUGGACGUGUUUCGAGCAGUCCGCUAGUAUGGAUAUCAAAUCUUUUUUUGGGUUUGAGAGCACAGCGGAGAAGAUCGCAAUGAAGCAGUACGCCACUAGUAUUAAAAAGGGAAAAGAGAUUAUUGAAUUUCACCUCAAAGAGCUGGAGGAGGAGGGCAUUACCCACAUGCCCCGCUGGGUUCCCCCUACCGUCCCUCAGCAGAUACCUGUCAGCUCCGCCAAACCUAUCCUAGCAUGCACCAGCAGAGCCACCGACGUCGUGCCAGGCUCUCCUGAUGACAAGUUAGAUGCAGACUACAUCUCGCGCUAUCUGGGAACACUGACACCUUUCCAGGAGAGCUGCCUCAUUCGCCUUCGACAGUGGCUGCAGGAAACGCACAAAGGCAAGAUUCCUAAAGACCAGCAUGUGCUGCGUUUCCUGCGCUCGCGGGACUUUAACCUGGAAAAGGCUAAAGAGGCGUUGUGCCAGACACUCACAUGGAGGAAGCAGCAUCAGAUAGACUUCCUGCUGGACACAUGGCAGAGUCCACAGCCGCUGCAGGACUACUACACUGGAGGCUGGCACCACCACGACAAAGAUGGACGCCCUCUUUAUAUCCUUCGACUUGGUCAAAUGGACACCAAGGGUUUGGUGCGGGCGCUGGGAGAAGAGACCCUUCUGAGACAUGUUCUGUCAAUCAACGAGGAAGGUCUGAGACGCUGUGAAGAAAACACCAAAAUAUUUGGAAAACCAAUCAGCUGCUGGACAUGUCUGGUGGAUCUCGAGGGGUUAAACAUGAGGCAUCUGUGGAGACCUGGAAUCAAAGCCUUGCUGAGGAUGAUUGAGGUUGUAGGAGCCAAUUACCCAGAAACCCUCGGUCGUCUUCUCAUACUAAGAGCGCCCAGAGUGUUUCCUGUGCUCUGGACUUUGGUCAGUCCAUUCAUUGAUGAGAACACACGGAAGAAGUUCCUCAUCUAUGCCGGGAAUGACUACCAGGGGCCUGGAGGUCUGGUGGACUACAUAAACAAAGACUGCAUACCCGACUUCUUGGGAGGAGACUCUAUGUGUGACGUUCCUGAGGGUGGCCUGGUCCCCAAAUCUCUGUACCGUACAGCUGAGGAGCUGGAAAAUGAAGAGGUUAAACUGUGGAACGAAACCAUCUACAAGAGCGCCAGUGUGUUAAAAGGGGCUCCACACGAGGUGCUAAUAGAGAUUACAGAUGUGUCGUCUGUCAUCACGUGGGACUUUGAUGUGUGUAAAGGCGACAUGAUCUUCAAUAUCUACCACUCCAGAAGAGCUCCUCAGCCUGUUAAAAAAGAGGGUUUGAGUGCACACAACCUGGCCUGUCCUGCUGGAAACAACGUCCAGUUCAUUGACCGAUCCUGGAUGCUCGGCCAGGACUACAGUAUGGUGGAGACGGCCCUCACCUGCAGAGAGGGAGAGAGUGUACAGGGCUCUCAUGUGACACGCUGGCCUGGUUUCUACAUCCUGCAGUGGCGUCUUUACAGCACUCCGUCCUGCUCGUCCUCCAGUCGGCCGCGUGUAGAUGAUGUGCUGGCGUCUCUGCAGGUCUCCUCACACCGAUGCAAAGUCAUGUACUUCACUGAGGUGCUGCAGUCUGCUGACUUCAGGGGCUCGAUGAGCAGUCUGGAGUCAAGUCACAGUGGUUUCUCUCUGCUCAGCGCCUCCACCACCUCCUCCAGUCACUCACACACAGCUUCCACCGUCUCCAGAUAGUCACACACUUUAACACCCUAACUAGAGUGAACUAACACCUGUUCGACUGAUGCCUUUAUUAGUUUAUAUCAGCAGAAACUGCACAUUUACUGUAUAUUAGAUGCACAUUUUUCUCUACUUUGUUACAAAUAAAUUUGUAAAUGUUGUUACCUU